This is a messenger RNA of Cinara cedri, 357 nucleotides long. NCBI's taxonomy places the organism in Eukaryota, Metazoa, Arthropoda, Insecta, Hemiptera, Aphididae. The record is from the annotation of a GenBank genome assembly.
AUGGAAAGAAAGAUAUUGAGGAAAAUCUAUGGACCAGUUAAGGAUAACAACAGCGGUGAAUGGAGAAGGAGAAAAAAUACAGAGUUAGAAAUAUUAUUCCAAAAUACAACCAUAACAGAAGUGAUAAAAAAACGAAGACUCCAAUGGGCAGGCCACGCUUGGAGGAGCCAAAAUGAGCUAAUUAGAGCAGUAUUAAAACAAAACCCGCGAGGAAAAAGACCAUUGGGAAGACCCAAAACAAGAUGGGAAGACUUAGUUAAAAAGGAUGUACAAUCGCUAGGAGGAAGAACGAAUUGGAAAGAAAGAGCAAUGGAUAGAGAAGAAUGGAGGAACGGGUGUGAGAUGGGAUGGUCUUGA